Molecule: messenger RNA, 3305 nt
Organism: Sebastes umbrosus (honeycomb rockfish)
Lineage: Eukaryota; Metazoa; Chordata; Actinopteri; Perciformes; Sebastidae
Exons: 10
Coding region: 1314-2804 (496 amino acids)
Molecular function (GO): structural molecule activity
Source: RefSeq, a predicted model, not a curated record
UUUAAUAGCACAGAUGCUUUAUUGUGAGCAGUGAUGCUGCUCGGAGGAAGCUGAGCCCCGUCAGCAUCACUGACUGAAUAUCUGUUGAGAAAAUAUGCAUUGUAGUUUUUUUAGGAUUUUAAUCUAUAUUUCAGUCUCAGGAGUUGGUGGAGACCAAAAACAGAGUUAAACGGAGAGUGAAUAUUCAGCCGAUUAGCCUGUAAAUACGUCUUGUAAGUACGUCUUUAAAUGGGCGUUAUCAGUGGUUUUAAGGCUCAUAGAUGUGGGUCAGUGAGGCCCAUAGUAGGUUUUUAUCAUUUAUUCACAUGGUCAAUCACCAGUAGUAGGAAUACAAGAGGACAACAGCAACCGUAGAAAUUAUGACAGGAGCAAAAGCGGAAGUGAGGCGCUGUGUGAAACUCCAUAUGAGAUGGAGGUCGACAAAACACUUUCACCCAGAAGAUCGGGAUUCACACUCCGUCUGUAGUUGUUUUUGUGUUCACAAGCGUUAAGUUUCACUUUCACUUUUGAAACAGUUAUUUUAGGCCAAAACUUAAUCUUUUUCCCUAAACUUAACUAAGUUGUUUGUUACCUAAACCUAAAGAAGCCUUUUUGUUUGUGUUUAAAACAUAACGUUUCAUUGUUUUACAAUGUGUUGGAACAAGUUGGUUUUAAAUUUUGCUUUAAAUUUUACAGUGUAGUAGGCGUAGUAGGCCCCUACUGACCCACAUCUAUGAUGCUUAUAGCGAGCGAUAACACACAUGUAAUGGCCUGACAGUAGAAUCAAGUGCGUGUGCAUACAAGCAGGAUUUUGUGACAUCGAAACUAGUGUGGAAGCCAACCAUGGUCCAAAUAAACAACCCACGCAAGUGUGAUGUGGAAACCUAAAACCACCAGUGCAAAAACACACUGAGAGCAGACUUGUCAGUGAAGUAGGACACGUCUUGUGUCGAGCAGUUAAGUUAUUUAAAUGAUGUCCGUAGCUCCUGAAAUUUUCAAUGAAUUUAUCCUGGUGAUUGAAUGUUGUUUUUUGUAAACCACAUCAGACACACAAUUCCAAACAAAUUAUUUUGAUAUGCCCUAAAACCAUCGAGGGGAUCUUUAAGUAGACAUCACGUCAAAGAGAAGAAGGUUAGAAAAAGAAAGUUCAAGUCAAGCUCUACAUAAUUCAUCACACUGGGAGAAUAUUUUGAUCAAGUAGAUAUGUCUCUCUUAUCAGGGUUGAUCAUUUUAGCACAGACCUACGACAUCUAUUCUGUAACUGCCCUCUCAUAAUACAAUAUCCCUAGUAUCUCAGUAAAGCAUCUUAUUGCAUGUAAUAGUAGGCUGAUGAAAUGGAGAGGUAUGUUUCAUUACAAGCCUCCACAUCCACCUUUCUCAAGACCUGCAGGUGCAGUAAACACACCUCCUGUUCAGAGCUAGCCCCUCCCACUUUCUGCACACCUGCAUAUAAACUCACCUGUAGCAUCAGCAGCACAGAUCCUCCACUAUUCCUCUGGAUCGCAUUGUGCCUCUCUCUGAAGAAAACCCUGCCACCCAUCAUGGCCUCCAGCAUGUCGAUGAGGAGCUUCUCUAUGGGCCGCCAGCCCUCCUUUUCCAGUCGCUCCCUGAUGGACACUGGCCGCGCUCGCUCCCGUGCUUCGGUUUCCUUCGCCGCAUCCAGCCCCCUGAGUCGUUCGUCCUCCAUCGGCCAGGAUCUCAACGGGCCGGCCAGCCUGCAACUCAACGGCCUGCACGGCAACAGCAUCAACGAUAAGGAAGCCAUGCAGAGCCUCAACACCCGUCUGGCCAACUACCUGGACAAGGUGCGUUCGCUGGAGCGCUCCAACGCAGACCUGGAGAUGAAGAUCAAGCAGGUGAUGAUCGAACGCAUCCCCAAAGGUCAUGACCUUGACUCCAUGAUGGCCCAAGCUCACGCUGUUGAGCAAGAGGUGAGGAAGAGGACCUUGGAGAACGCUCGUCUCAUGUUAGAGAUCGAUAACGCCAAACUGGCUGCUGAUGACUUCAGAAUCAAGUGGGAGACUGAGCUGGUGAUGUGCCAGUCUGUGGAGCGAGACUGUGUUGCUCUGAAAAAGGCCAAGACCGACCACGAGCAGAUCAUCGCCUCCCUGAGGGGAGAUCUGGACAGUCUGAAAGAAGAACUUUACUUCCUCAAGAAGAACCACGAGGAGGAUCUGGAGCAGAUGAAGUCUCGUAUUGCCAGAGAUGAGGUGAAUGUGGAGGUGGAUACGGCCAGCGGGCCGGAGCUGGGUACCGUUCUGUCUAACCUGCGUUCCCAGUAUGAGGGGAUUGUCAAGAACAACAAGGACCAAGCGGAGCAGUGGUACCUCAAGAAGCUGGACACGGUGCAGAAUGUCGUGAAGGAGAGCAACGAGGCUCUGAGGGGAGCUCAGGGCGAGCUGGUUGAGAGGCAGCGCUUCCUGCAGACCCUGGAGGUGGAGCUGGAGAGUCUGCACAAACAGGUAGCAGCGCUGGAAGGUAACCUGGGUGAGACGGGUCAGAAAUACUCCUCUGAGAUGGAGCGGCUGCAGGCCAAGCUGAGCCAGCUCGAGGACGACCUCUCCCAGCUCCGGCUGGACAUGCAGCGCACCAAGACCGACUACGAGCAGCUCCUCCGCAUCAAGCAGAACCUGGAGAUGGAGAUCGCCACCUACAGGCGCCUGCUGGAGGGAGAGGAAUCAGUCAAGGAAGUUCCUCCUCCACCAAAAAAGGAGCCUGACGUUCGCACCAGGAAAAUUGUGAAGGUGGUGACUCAGACGAUGAUCAACGGCAAAGUGGUGGACGAAACCAGCGAGGUGGAGCAGAUCGAGGAGACCAAGAAAUAAAAAAGAGGAAAGGGAGGGAACUUUAUCAGAAGAUGACACGGGGAUAACAAAAAGAGAGAGAGGGAGACGAGUGUCAGCAUAUCACACACGAGCUGUGGAACAUCAUUAAAUCUUCUCAACAGAGAAAAUAUUGUUUCAAAUAGGGAAUUUUGGGGGUAUUUGCUCGACUAUGAAUGUUUUGUUUUCAGAGAAAUGUUUUCCCCACAGUGGACUUUGAUCAGUUCUUUAUGUCUGGAGAAAAUGCCACAAACAUAUUAUGUCCGGUACUGCUGUAGCUAUGCAUGCUUAUACCAAUUAGAAUGUCUGUGUUUUUGUGUUGACUAACCAUCUUCAUUCUGUUUUACUAGGUUGAUAAAAUGCUGUGUACAAGAUAUGUAUUACUAAGUGUGCAGUUAACUUUAGUAAAUGUAAUACAUACCUUUAACUCCUUUUACAAGAAUAUCAUUUAAUUGUCUUUGCUGUUUUUGUGUACUUGUCUAAAUAAAGUUUCUUUAAUCCAUG